Molecule: messenger RNA, 2510 nt
Organism: Xiphophorus maculatus (southern platyfish)
Lineage: Eukaryota; Metazoa; Chordata; Actinopteri; Cyprinodontiformes; Poeciliidae
Gene: xrcc6
Product: X-ray repair cross complementing 6
Exons: 12
Coding region: 458-2290 (610 amino acids)
Biological process (GO): cellular response to X-ray; cellular response to gamma radiation; double-strand break repair via nonhomologous end joining
Cellular component (GO): Ku70:Ku80 complex; nucleus
Molecular function (GO): damaged DNA binding; telomeric repeat DNA binding; DNA helicase activity
Source: RefSeq, a predicted model, not a curated record
UGAAUUGAAACUGGCCUGGACUGGUAAGUUGUGGAGCGCGGUAAGUGAUGAGUACCACUGAGUAUCUCUUAUUCUUGUGUUUAUUUUAGUUUAUACGCAUCACUAGGGAGACGGAAGCGUCAUUAAAGCAGUAGGAAGUUAUCAGUUUAUUAACAUAGAGUGGUUACGUUAAGCUAGCUAGCUAGCGUUAUUGUUAGACUUACGUUGGUUUUAUUUUAGUGGUAAUAAUGGCGCUAAGUAAAUCUUAGCCGAUUUCUAACUUGCGUGUAGUUUCAACGUGCGUAUUUGAGAGCUUCGCUUAACAGUUUGCUGCACAACAGUUGACGCAUUGGAAUGGAUUUGUGAAUACGAAGUUUCUGCGUAAGCGACGUUGCUUACGUACGAAGCAUGGAGGCAUAAAGUCCAAGGCGUCUUGUUGAAAUGACUGCAUCCCGGUGCAGAGCUGAAAACCGGCCAGAUGGCGGAGUGGAACGCUUACUACCAGAAUGAGGACGAGGAGCAAGAGCAAGAGGAAGCGGAGCUGUCUGGAGGAGAUUACAAAGUCUCGGGCAGAGACAGCCUGGUCUUCUUGGUCGACGCCUCCAAGGAAAUGUUCAUCAAAGGCGAAGAUGGACAACCCUCUAACUUUGACAUGACCAUGCAGGUCGUGCGGAGUGUGUACACCAGCAAGAUCAUCAGCAGCCACCGGGACCUGGUGGCCCUGGUGUUCUACGGCACAGAGCAGAGCAAGAACCCCAGGAACUCGUUCAAACACGUUUACGUGUACCACGACCUCGACGAACCAGGUGCGAAGCGGGUCCAGGACGCGGAUGCUCUGCGGGGCGAGAAAGGCGCGCAGCUCGCAGCGGAGGCCCUGGGGAGCGGGGAGACGUCUCUGGGCGACGCCCUGUGGUGCUGCGCCAACCUCUACAGCGACAUCAAGCUGCGCCUCUCGCACAAACGCCUCAUGAUCUUCACCUGCAGGGAUGAUCCACACGGGGGCGACGGCGCCAGGGACCGACAGGCCCGCACUAAAGCCAGCGACCUGAAGGAGACGGGUGUCCUUAUCGAUUUAAUGCACCUGACAAAACCGGGCGGCUUCGACGUGUCGCUCUUCUUCCGGGACAUCGUGAGCCCGCCCGACGACGACGGCGAGCUCGGCCUGCAGCUGGAGCCGUGCGACAAACUGGAGGACCUUCAGAAACGGGUCCGGGCCAGAGAGACCAAAAAGAGAGCCUUGGCCAGGUUAAGCUUGACUCUCGGUGAGGGUCUAAACGUAGCGGUGGGCGUGUACGCAACCGCGGUGACGGCUCGGAAACCCGCCUCCGUCAGACUGUACCGGGAAACCAACGAACCGGUGCGCAGCAAAACCCGCAUCUUCCACACUCAGACCGGCAGCCUGCUGCUGCCCAGCGAGAUAAAGAAGGCCCAGGUGUACGGUAGGAAACAAAUAGUGAUGGAGAAGGAUGAAGUGGAUGCCAUCAAGAAGUUUCACGACCCCGGACUGUUCCUGAUCGGAUUUAAGCCGAUGGAAAAACUCAAACUGCAUCAUCACAUCCGACCUUCUGUCUUCAUCUACCCCGAGGAGGACGAAGUGAAAGGAAGUGCCUGUCUGUUCUCUGCCCUGUUGAAGAAGUGCAUCGAGAGAAACGUGUUUGCUCUGUGUCGCUCUGUCUUCCGCCGAAACUACCCACCCAGGUUUGUUGCCUUGGUGCCUCAGAUGGAAGCGGUGGACGAAGGGAAGGUCCAGAUCACACCUCCAGGUUUCAAUGUCAUCUACCUGCCGUAUGCCGACGACCUGCGAACUCUCGAUCCUCCUAGAUGUCCGCCGGCCUCACAAACACAGGUUAACAAGAUGAAGGAGAUCGUCCAGAAGCUCCGCUUCAAAUACAGGAGUGAUGCUUUCGAGAACCCAGUCCUCCAGCAGCACUUCAGGAACCUGGAGGCCCUGGCUCUGGACAUGAUGGCCCCAGAGGACAUCGAGGAUCUCAUCAUGCCAAAAGUGGACCAGAUUGACCAGCGACUCGGCCCUCUGGCAGAUGAGUUUAAGGAUCUGGUCUACCCUGCCGGGUACAACCCAGAGAGCAAACCAGCUCCCAAACGGAAAACGGCCGACGCCGGAGCCGGGGCCGAGAAGAAGCCCAAAGUGGGGGCGACGGCGGACGAGCUGAAGGCCCACAUGCAGAGCGGCACUCUGGGAAAGCUGACCGUGCCGGUGCUGAAGGAGGCCUGCAAGCAGUUUGGAAUCAAAACCACCGGGACCAAGAAGCAGGAUCUGAUAGACGCUCUGAGCGAGCGACUGGGUUCAUGAGGACGUUUUCAGACGUUCAGGGAGGGGUUUUUUUAUGCGCCGGAUUAGAGAAGUAGUGAAAGUUAAGUGGAAGAAUAAGCUGAACGUCUUCACUUGUAUUGUGGAAAUCCCAGAUCUUCUUUUCCAGGCGGAAUCAUUGGCACACGCCUUUAAUUAAACAAACAACAAGUGAUUAUUAUUGGUAACGUGUUGCAUUAAAACGUUUCUUCAUAAAAGCGAA